GCUUCCAUUAACUCUAAUGCUUCAUUUCUGUUUUUCUUCAGUGCUUUGUCAUCUGUGGUGGCUUUAGGAGCAAACAUAAUCUGCAACAAAAUCCCAGGGUUGGCCCCACGGCAACGAGCAAUCUGCCAAAGCCGUCCUGAUGCCAUUAUAGUGAUCGGAGAAGGGGCCCAGAUGGGAAUCAAUGAAUGCCAGUACCAAUUCCGAUAUGGCAGGUGGAACUGUUCAGCACUGGGAGAGAAAACAGUCUUCGGUCAAGAGCUUCGAGUAGGAAGCAGGGAAGCUGCUUUCACCUAUGCCAUCACUGCUGCUGGGGUUGCACAUGCCGUCACUGCUGCCUGCAGCCAGGGAAACCUCAGCAAUUGUGGCUGUGACAGAGAGAAACAAGGUUAUUACAACCAAGAGGAAGGGUGGAAAUGGGGAGGCUGCUCCGCUGAUAUCAGAUACGGCAUUGAAUUCUCCAGGAGGUUUGUUGAUGCCAGAGAAAUCAAAAAGAAUGCUCGGAGACUGAUGAACUUACACAACAAUGAGGCUGGAAGAAAGGUGCUUGAAGAGAGGAUGAAACUGGAAUGCAAAUGUCAUGGGGUUUCUGGGUCUUGUACAACUAAGACCUGUUGGACUACACUUCCGAAAUUCAGAGAGAUUGGAUAUAUUUUGAAAGAAAAAUACAAUGCUGCUGUGCAAGUGGAAGUGGUACGAGCUAGCAGGCUUAGACAACCUACCUUUCUAAAGAUCAAGAAGAUCAGAAGUUACCAGAAGCCAAUGGAAACAGAUUUGGUAUAUAUAGAUAAGUCACCAAACUACUGCGAAGAAGAUGCUUCCACCGGGAGUGUGGGGACACAGGGACGGCUCUGCAACCGUACCUCACCCAGUGCUGAUGGGUGCGACAUGAUGUGCUGUGGAAGGGGUUACAACACCCAUCAGUACACCAAAGUUUGGCAGUGUAACUGCAAGUUCCACUGGUGCUGCUUUGUGAAAUGCAACACAUGUAGCGAGCGGACAGAGGUGUUCACCUGUAAAUAA
This is a messenger RNA of Varanus komodoensis (Komodo dragon), 1020 nucleotides long. RefSeq names its product Wnt family member 7B (gene WNT7B). NCBI's taxonomy places the organism in Eukaryota, Metazoa, Chordata, Lepidosauria, Squamata, Varanidae. The transcript has 3 exons. Gene Ontology annotation, cellular component: extracellular region. The record is from RefSeq and is a predicted model, not a curated record. Bases 172 to 1020 code for a protein of 282 amino acids. Gene Ontology annotation, biological process: canonical Wnt signaling pathway; neuron differentiation; positive regulation of JNK cascade. Gene Ontology annotation, molecular function: cytokine activity; frizzled binding.